UUUUUUAUGAAUGCUAAAAGUUUCUUUCUCUAGUCAUGUAAAUUUGUAAUAUGACUUUGAUGAGUUUUGGGUUUGGUAAACAAACUUAUAUUAAUCAAAAGAAGAAGGAAAAAUAAUUUUUUCCCUUCUUAGGAGGGUUUAAGCAAUUUGUGUCUAUUAGAUGAAUAUGGCUGGUUCACAGGUAUUCUAAUGUGUUAAAAAGUAGGAAAUCUCUCAUAUUCUUAUGAGAAUUGUGAUCCUAUAUUAGUGUUUUUGAAAAUUGUGAUCCAUUUUUGACAGCACUAUGAUUUUGUGUUAGUUCUUAUAUUAAAAACGGUAACAUAUAUAUUGAAAAGUUGAAACAGUAUUCCACUAAAACUGAAGCAAUUGGGGUUGAUCUUUGAGGGAGGCAUAUGUUUGGUAUUGGUGCCACAGUAACAAGUCUGUGUAAUGCUGAAUAAGUAGAGGGAAAGGGAGAGUGUUUCUUGUCCGCUGCAUCUUUGCUAUCUCAGUGGCAUGUUCUUUAAACCCAGCUUGUGGGGUUAUAUUGUACUAGUUGGUUCAAAACAUCAAGUUUCUUAUAUUUAUCUUGUUUUGAAGACCAGAAUGGCCAUCAGCAUAGUAGACCACGAAUUGCCAUACGACACCCACAAUCUCUACGAUGUAACAUUUUACAAUGAUCAAAUCCACACCCUAGUCACUCACAGCGCACCCAUGGUGGAAUCCUGGCUCUCUGAAAUCAUGCCCAUAAUCAAUGAAAACCCAAUUGUAGGCCUGGACGUGGAGUGGCGUCCUAAUUUUAACAGCAACAGCGACCACCCAAUUGCGACCUUGCAGCUUUGUGUGGACCAUCGUUGCCUCAUCUUCCAACUCAUCCACGCCCAGAACAUCCCACAAUCGCUCUUUGAUUUUCUUGCUAAUGGCAGUUACAAAUUUGUGGGUGCUGGGAUCCAGAAUGAUACAGAGAAGCUCCUUCUGGACUAUGACUUGAAGGUGACCAAUACUGUUAAUCUUGGGGCUUUGGCAGCGACUAAAUUGGGUAGGAGUGAGUUGAAGAAUGCUGGGUUGAAGGGCCUGUCUAAAGAGGUGCUUAGGAAGGAGCUCCAGAAGUCUAGGAAGGUGACAAUGAGUAGGUGGGAUAAUGAGUGGCUCACUUGUAAUCAGGUUCAGUAUGCUUGUAUUGAUGCUUUUAUUUCCUCUGAGAUUGGGAGGCAGUUAACUGCCAUGGCUUGAUUGCCAAUGAAUGGUUUCUGAGAUUUGGUCAGCAGGAAGUUUCAUCUCUAACCAGAUUUAGAAUAAUUCAUCGACUGGCCUUCUAUGUUUUCGAUUUUAGAGUUGUGGCAGCAUAAUUUUUUAGGAUUAUCAUGGUGGUGUUAUUAAACAAGCUUUGAUGUUAUGGAACACUUUUCCUGUUUAUCACAUGUUAUUGAGAGUGCUACUGCUAUCA
This is a messenger RNA of Rosa chinensis, 1426 nucleotides long. Its product is annotated as Werner Syndrome-like exonuclease. Gene Ontology annotation, molecular function: nucleic acid binding; 3'-5' exonuclease activity. The transcript has 3 exons. The record is from RefSeq and is a predicted model, not a curated record. Gene Ontology annotation, cellular component: nucleus; cytoplasm. NCBI's taxonomy places the organism in Eukaryota, Viridiplantae, Streptophyta, Magnoliopsida, Rosales, Rosaceae. Gene Ontology annotation, biological process: nucleobase-containing compound metabolic process. Bases 496 to 1212 code for a protein of 238 amino acids.